Trichomonas vaginalis G3 is the source of this 583-nucleotide messenger RNA. RefSeq names its product organellar and viral DNA polymerase type B. The transcript has a single exon. Lineage: Eukaryota; Parabasalia; Trichomonadida; Trichomonadidae. The record is from RefSeq and is a predicted model, not a curated record. The annotation marks the transcript as partial.
AUGAGUAUUGCUGCAUAUGCGUAUGAAGCUGACAGAGCUAAACGUUUAUAUUUUGGUCAAUACUCUCUCACACUUACUGACAAAUAUAUUGUUAUUUCUGAUGGAAAUACCGAGAAAUACAUAACAUGGAAGGACUAUGAAAAGUUUGACCCUAUUUUAACUCCAUGCACUAUGCCAUUCAUUGUAAAUGGUGAAGUUGUCAUGAAGAACGACACAACUGUUUAUAGGUCUGUAUAUGAAGCGUUAGAAUAUAUGUUGAAUUAUAAUCCCGAAAGAUUUGACCCAAGCACUACGUCAUGUACAAUGCCUUUUAUUAAGGAUGGUGAAAUCGUAAGAGUUCCGAAUUCAACGGUUUACACAGCUGUUCAAAACAGUUUACAAAACAUUUUAGCGAAUAUCUUUAAUUCAGAAACUACAGAAAUAAAAUUACCAUAUAUAACAGAUGCUAAAGAAAUUAAAUCAAAAACGACAACAUUAUUUACGUCACUUAAUGAUUUAAUGACUUAUAUCAUUAAUAUUCCUGCACCAACUACAGCAUUUGAUCCAAACUCGACGGUUUGCAGUGUACCUUUCAUAAAGGACA